Messenger RNA from Pocillopora meandrina, 1173 nucleotides. The record is from the annotation of a GenBank genome assembly. NCBI's taxonomy places the organism in Eukaryota, Metazoa, Cnidaria, Anthozoa, Scleractinia, Pocilloporidae.
AAGUUCAAGCAUGAGUGGCUUACAGACAAGUCUCUGGCAUACUGUUCUAAAACGGGAAUAUGGUGGCUUGCAUAUGUGGAGGGAAAAGGGAUGUACUGCCUUUUGUGUCGUAAACACAACACAAAGAAUGAACAGAACAAAUCCAAAGUGUUCAGCAGCGAUCCAGCAGUAAGAUACAGAAAGUCAACAAUCACUUCACAUGCUGAUUCAAGACAACAUCUUGCAGCCAUAGAGGGGGAGCAUUUGCAGAGGGUUUCAACAUUCCACAAGGAGUCAGUAAACAGAGAAAACAUUGCUGAUGAUGUGCUUUAUAAAGCUUUGAUGUCCGUUUACUGGAUCACGAAACAUGAAAUCCCCAUACGCAAACUUGUACCUCUCCUUCAGCUUUUAGAGAAAGUUGGUGUGACUGAGAUGAAGUAUUUCACUCAUAGAUCAGCUGGCAGUGUAAGAGAGCUCCUUCUCACACUUGGGCAGGUCAUUCUUGAACAGCUGCUUGAGAAAGUACACAGGUCAAAUUUUGUUGGUCUUUUGUGUGAUGAUGUCACCGAAAUUGCAACACUUGAGCAGUUUAUCAGCUUCAUUCAGUUUGUUGACCCUGAUUCUGGAGAGGUUCGCACGGACUUUCUCUUUGUUGAGAAUGCACUGGCCAACAGCAAGUCAGCAGAUGCCCAGACCCUGUUUACCAUUCUGACAUCAAAGUUGCAAGAGCUGAAGAUAACAACAGAGAAAUGCUCCAGUUUUGUAAGUGAUGGCAUGAAUGUGAUGCUGGGAGCGCGAUCCGGGCUUGCUACCCGACUAAAGGAAUUAAACCCGACCCUUAUACACUGUAUUUGCCACAAACUUGCCCUGGCUCGUGCCGAUACAAGCAAAGAUCUAGAUUACAUUGCUGGGCUAGAACGCGACCAUAGAACAUUGUGGAAGGCAAUGGAGAAUUCCCCAAAGAGAACAAAUAUGUAUCUCUCCGUACAAGAAGAACUCAAGUCACUGAGAUUGCAAGACCAGAGCAAGAAGACCAUGGCAAGGAGGCUGAAGAAAGCCUGUCAUACAAGAUGGCUGUCCAUGGGUCAGGCAGUGGACACUGUUUACCGAGACCUUGGAGCUGUUCUUUGCACCCUCCAGUCUCUUGAAAAGGAGGACACAGUGGCAUGUGGACUUCUGACGAAGAUGCAUAAG